AUGAUUCUCAUGGUAGACAUCUCAAGACUACUAACCAAACGCGGGAUAACCGUCACAAUCCUACUCUCUCCCAAGAAUCACGACCGAGUUAAACCGACAAUCGAACGUGCGGUCGCCUCUGGGUCGUGCAUUCGCGUCUCCCACUUCAGAUUCCCGAGUGUCGAAGCCGGCCUUCCGGAAGGUUUCGAAAGUCUCGAGGGGAUUCUCUCGCUGGACGUCACGGUCGUGGCCACCCGGUUGGGAAUCCCGACGCUCGUGUUUCACGGGACGAGCUGCUUUGCAGUUGUCUGCAUGCACUUGAUGAAAGCCUCCAACUAUUUCGAAGACAUUGCCGCUUCGGAUACAGAGUAUUUCGUGCUGCCUGAGCUGCCCGAUCGGAUAAAGAUAACGAAGGCACAAAUUAGGGGCACGGCCGGCAAAAUGCCGCCCGAGUGA
Molecule: messenger RNA, 435 nt
Organism: Striga hermonthica
Lineage: Eukaryota; Viridiplantae; Streptophyta; Magnoliopsida; Lamiales; Orobanchaceae
Source: the annotation of a GenBank genome assembly